CGCCCACCGCCAGGCGCGGCCCGCCCGGGGCCCACCCUCUCGGCUCUCCUCGCAGACCCCGACUUCAGGGGGGAGGACCCUGAGGGCCAGGAUGCAGAGACGGAGCGCUUCCUGUCCACCAGCUCCACCGGCCGCCGGGUGUCCUUCAAUGAGGCAGCCCUGUUUGAGCAGAGCCGGAAGUCACAGGACAAGGGCCGCCGGUACACCCUGACGGAGGGGGACUUCCACCACCUGAAGAACGCCCGCCUCACCCACCUGCACCUGCCACCCGUCAAGAUCAUCACGAUCCAUGAGUGUGACCUGGGCGAAGCCAGCGCCACCACCCCUCCGCACGCUGCUGCCACCCCCAAGGCCAACCUCGCCAUAUUCCAGCCCCCGGGGAAGGCCCUCACCGGCCGCUCCGUGGGCCCCAGCUCCGCCCUGCCAGGUGACCCCUACAACUCAGCCGUGGGCCCUGCUGACUUCGAGAUCAGCCCCUUGGCAUCCAGCGACUCCGGGGAAGGCACCUGGUCGGAUGCAGGUACCGGGAGCACCAAGCCUGUUGGGCCAGGGGCCACGACAGGGCCUGGGGAGGCAGGCCCAGGCUCUGGGGCAGGACCCGUCCUGCAGUUCUUGACCCGCUUGCGGCGCCAUGCCAGCCUGGAUGGGGCCAGCCCCUACUUCAAGGUCAAGAAAUGGAAGCUGGACCCCAACCAACGGGCAUCCAGUCUGGACACUAGAGGCUCCCCCAAGCGGCACCACUUCCAGCGGCAGCGGGCAGCCAGUGAGAGCACAGAGCAGGAGGAGGGGGACGCCCCCCACAUGGACUUCAUCCAAUACAUUGCCAGCGCAGGCGACACUGUGGCCUUCCCGCCCCCCCACCCCUUUCUGGCCAGCCCCCACCAGCCCAUCCCC
This is a messenger RNA of Ailuropoda melanoleuca (giant panda), 894 nucleotides long. RefSeq names its product voltage-dependent calcium channel beta subunit-associated regulatory protein-like. NCBI's taxonomy places the organism in Eukaryota, Metazoa, Chordata, Mammalia, Carnivora, Ursidae. Gene Ontology annotation, molecular function: transmembrane transporter binding. The annotation marks the transcript as partial. The transcript has 5 exons. Gene Ontology annotation, cellular component: secretory granule; plasma membrane. Gene Ontology annotation, biological process: negative regulation of calcium ion-dependent exocytosis; negative regulation of voltage-gated calcium channel activity. The record is from RefSeq and is a predicted model, not a curated record.